Colias croceus (clouded yellow) is the source of this 1815-nucleotide messenger RNA. It is a transcript of the gene U4-U6-60K, whose product is annotated as U4/U6 small nuclear ribonucleoprotein Prp4. The record is from RefSeq and is a predicted model, not a curated record. Gene Ontology annotation, molecular function: U4 snRNA binding; U6 snRNA binding; protein binding. Gene Ontology annotation, biological process: mRNA splicing, via spliceosome. NCBI's taxonomy places the organism in Eukaryota, Metazoa, Arthropoda, Insecta, Lepidoptera, Pieridae. Gene Ontology annotation, cellular component: U4/U6 x U5 tri-snRNP complex. The transcript is spliced from 15 exons. The coding region runs from base 177 to 1790 and encodes 537 amino acids.
ACAAAUCAAUGUUUGUAUUCCAAAAUCCAAGCUUUUAGCUUUACAAAAAAUUUAAUUAUAAGGCUUGUAAAUAUGAAGAAAGUGGUAAUUUAAACAGAAGCAAUCUCACUGUGUGAUUCUAACAAUAAAAUACGUAUCAAACUAUCAGAAAACUUGUUUGAAAACAUAACCUCAAAAUGUCGGAUGAUGAUGAUGUGAUUGUUAUUAAAAAGCCAAAAACAGUGCACUAUGGAUCACUGGAGGAGCAAGAAAAAGCGCGGCUGGCUGCUCUGGCAGCCGCUGCUAAGGAAGGCUUCGAAGAUGACGAUGGAAAAGAAAUGGGAGACAUACAGAUAUCCAAUGAAUACAUGGAACUCGACGAAGAAAUGUCGAGGGACAAAAAAGCUCUCCUUGAAGAGUUUGAGAGGAGACGGAAAGCUAGGCAACUGAACGUUUCUACUGAUGAUGAUGAGGUGCGUAGAAGUUUACGACAGCUCGGCGAGCCGGUGUGCCUGUUCGGAGAAGGGCCGGCCGAGAGGAGGGUGCGACUGCGAGAUCUGCUCAGUUACCUAGGCGAAGACGCGAUAAAUAAGAAGCUAGAAGAAGAAGAGGCUCGCAUAGAGAGGGACAGAGGCAGAGAGGGAACAUGGUACCACGAGGGGCCGCCGGAGUUGAGGGAAGCGAGGCUCUGGAUAGCUAGAUACUCGCUGCCGAGGGCUAAGCGGAGGUUAAUGCAAGCCCGCGAAGAGUUACAACUGGCGGGUAGUAUAAGAGCGGCUGCGAAACAAGAGUCGCAGAGGAAAGCGUCGGCCAUGUCUAUUUAUUGCAGUCAGAUUGGUGACACUCGUCCCAUAAGUUUCUGCCGCUUCAGCAGUGACAGCCAAAUGUUGAUAACUUCAAGUUGGUCAGGUCUGGUAAAGGUCUGGUCGGUGCCAGACUGUAUCCCUUUACAUACGUUAAAAGGUCACAAGUGUAACGUCAGCUCAGCGACCUUCCACCCGCAGGCCACGGUUCCACACCAUUUUUUGGAUAUGAUAGAAAAAAACAAAAACAAAGAUGGCGCCGCGAAACUAGAACAAAAUAUGGACGCAAUCGAAGACGCGUCGGAGUCCGUCAAGAUGGCGUCGUGUUCGUAUGACGGUAACGUGCAUCUGUGGAAUUUUAUUAGCGACAAACCGCUAGCCUCGCUAGAAGGCCACUCGCCGUCCCGCGUGUCCCGGGUUCAAUUCCAUCCGUCGGGCAGAUUUUUGGCAGCAAGCGUUUUUGAUAACUCGUGGAGGCUGUGGGAUUUGGAGACUGCCACAGAAGUUUUGCAUCAAGAGGGUCACGCGAAACCCGUAUACAGCGUGUCCUUCCAGUGCGAUGGAUCGCUUGCGGCUACAGGCGGCAUGGACGCGUUCGGUCGUGUAUGGGACCUGCGGACCGGUCGUUGUGUGAUGUUCCUCGAGGGCCACUUGGGGGCCGUGCUGGGGGUCGACUGGUCCCCCGUGGGCCACCACUUGGCCACCGCAGCUGCUGACCAUCAGACAAAAAUCUGGGAUCUAAGGCGACGCGCCUGCCUCUACACAAUACCUGCGCACACGCAUUUGUUAAGUGACGUCAGAUACCAAAAGAGCCACGGUCACUUUCUGUUGACGUCAUCGUACGACAAAACCGCCAAAUUGUGGUCGAACCCCGCCUGGCAUCCACUGAGGACAUUAUCUGGACAUGAUAAUAAGGUGAUGAGUGCAGAUAUUUCAAUGGAUAAUAAGUACAUAGCAACAUGUUCUUACGACAGAACAUUUAAAUUAUGGGCUCCAGAUUUAGUAUAGUUUUGUGAAUAAAUUUUGAAAUUAA